Labeo rohita (rohu) is the source of this 5074-nucleotide messenger RNA. RefSeq names its product ceramide synthase 6 (gene cers6). The record is from RefSeq and is a predicted model, not a curated record. The transcript is spliced from 11 exons. NCBI's taxonomy places the organism in Eukaryota, Metazoa, Chordata, Actinopteri, Cypriniformes, Cyprinidae. Gene Ontology annotation, biological process: ceramide biosynthetic process. Gene Ontology annotation, molecular function: sphingosine N-acyltransferase activity; DNA binding. Bases 168 to 1343 code for a protein of 391 amino acids. Gene Ontology annotation, cellular component: membrane.
GCGGAGACUCGCAACACAAACGGGCGGUGCAAAACCCGAUUCCAUCAUCACCAACAUCAUCAUCAUCACACUGGACCUGCAAAGAUCAGCCGUGAAAGAGCGUCGCAAGCCGCAUCGGCCAUUGACCGCACAUCAGCACGGGCGUCAAGACAUCAGAUCCGCUGGCAAUGGCAGGGAUUCUGGCGUGGUUCUGGAACGAGCGCUUCUGGCUCCCGCACAACGUAACCUGGGCUGACUUGAAAAAUACAGACGAGUCAACCUUUCCACAAGCCGAGGAUCUGUAUCUGGCGUGUCCUUUAGCAUUCUGCAUGUUUAUGAUCCGGCUGGUCUUUGAGAGGUUUAUUGCAAGGCCAUGUGCACUAGGUCUGAAAAUCCAGGCCAACGGGCCGCAGAAGGCUCAGCCCAACGCUAUUCUGGAGAAGGUCUUCACUGCCAUCACCAAGCACCCCGAUGAGAAGAGGUUAGAGGGUCUGUCCAAGCAGCUGGACUGGGAUGUGAGGACAAUCCAACGCUGGUUCAGACAACGACGCAACCAGGAGAAGCCGAGCACGCUGGCGCGCUUCUGCGAGAGCAUGUGGAGGUUUACGUUUUACCUGUACAUAUUUACUUACGGCGUGCGCUUCCUGAAGAAGAGUCCGUGGCUGUGGAACACCCGAGAGUGCUGGUACAACUACCCCUAUCAGCCAUUAACGGUGGAUUUGCAUUACUACUACAUACUGGAGCUGUCCUUCUAUCUGUCGCUGCUCUUCUCGCAGUUCACAGACAUCAGAAGAAAGGACUUCCUCCUGAUGUUUCUGCAUCAUGUGGCCACCAUCUCUCUGAUCACCUUCUCAUAUGUGAAUAACAUGGCUCGGGUGGGAACGCUGGUCAUGUGCCUGCACGAUGCUGCCGACGUCCUGCUGGAGGCUGCUAAAAUGGCCAACUACGCCAAAUGCCAGAGACUCUGCAACGUCCUGUUCGUCAUGUUUGCCCUGGUGUUCAUCAGUUCCAGGCUGGGAGUGUAUCCUGUAUGGAUUUUAAACACCACCGUGUUUGAGAGCUGGGAGAUUGUUGGGCCGUACCCGUCGUGGUGGGUGUUUAACGUGCUGCUCGUCCUGCUGCAGGCCCUGCACACCUUCUGGUCGUACCUCAUAGUGCGCAUCGCCUGCAGGGCCAUUUCCAGAGGAAAGGCGGGAAAGUGGAAUCCUUUACAUGUGUCAAAGGAUGACCGCAGUGACAUUGAGUCCAGCUCUGAUGAAGACGAGGUUCUUCAUCCCUCUCAGAAACACCACACUAACGGGACCAACGGCGCCCAUGGCACCAACGGCUACCUGUCCUCGUCUCCAUGCCCAGACGAACACUAACCGUCCGCCCAGCAUGGAGGACGUUUCACGGGGCCCCAGCUGCAUCACUCUCCGUUGUGUCAAAUCAUGUAUGAACAUUACCGGUCCCGUACUGGAACUUCUCAAUAAUGUGAAUGCGGUUCUGUUUCGGUUGGUCGCUUUUCACCAUUUCCCCCAGAUGUUUUGUGUUACAUUUGUUUGCUUUUGUUUUUGUGGUUGUUUAUCCUGCGACAUUUGUUAUCGAAGCACCUUUUAGAUUCAGUGCGGCUCAUUCUUUGGUUUCGAGCAGGUGAAUGAAAGUGGCGUUAUUUCUUUCAUAAUCACGUCAGCAUGCUGCUGCGGUCAUGUAUUCUGGCAUCAUGGGAAUAGUAGUUUUCUUGUAUUAGUGUUUCUAUUUAUUUUUUGUAUCUUAAAUAAAUUUGCAUUUUCUGUGCUUUUUUUUUUAUGUUUAAACAUACGUUCCCCUUUUUCCACGACAAGAUGUUGGUGCUGAAGCUGGUGCCUAUUCUAGAAACACUCUGGGUGCAAGUCCGUCAUUACCAUCAUAGUUCGAUGAUUUGGUGUUUCCUGAAUUUAUAUUUCCAAUGAACAUUUCCAAAAAGUAUCGCAAAGUUGUGUAGUUGAAACUACAGCCUUAUAUCUGUGGUUAGAAGCAUUUUCAGCUAACAAACCUAUGUUCUAUAAACGUUUUUCUUACAUUCCUAUUAAGUUAUAAAAACAGUUUCUUAAUGUUUAAAAUUCACUUUUUUUAAAAUACGUUUUAGAAUUUUUUUCUUGGUUAGAUCGUUACUGAAACAUUCCAAUUUUUAAACAUUAUGGGAACAUUACUUUUAAAUUUCUAUUUAAAAAACAUUAGAUAAGCAUCCCAAGAAGUUUCCCAAAACAUACCAUAUGUAAGUACAGUACUGUGUCAGUGUCGAAUACUUGAGUUCGUGCAUUCCAAAAGAAAAUUCAAUUCAAAACGCAACAUUUCAACUAGCUACACAAACACUGAGAAUUUAAUAGUACAGACAUCACUUCCAGAAUGAAAAUUUCCUGAUAAUGUACUCACCCCCAUGUCAUCCAAGAUGUUCAUGUCUUUCUUUCUUCAGUUGAAGUUUUUUGAGGAAAACAUUCCAGGAUUUUUCUCCAUAUAGUGGACUUUAGAGGGUGUCAGCGGGUUGAAGGUCCAAAUUGCUGUUUCAAUGCAGCUUUCUGCAUGAUCCCAGCUGAGGAAUAAGGGUCUUACCAAGCGAAACAAUCUGUCAUUUUCCAAGAAGAAUUCAGAUUUAUAUACUUUUAGCCACAAAUGCUCAUCUUGCAAUAACCUGACCUCACACAUUACGUAAUCACGCACACAUAACAUAGGCGGAAGUAAAGACCCAGUGUUUACAAAGCAAACGUGCAAUCAAAGGUAUCAAAGGUAUUUUAGGAAAAAAAAGUAAAACAACAACGUUGGACGAUUUUGUUGGAGAAAAUGAGAUGAGUUUUUCGGCCUACCCCACCUUUUUGAAACAAAGUACACAGACGAAGAACUGCACAUGACGAAGCACAUGACUUUUCCGUAAUGCGUGAAGAUGUGCAUUUUUUUUUUUUUUUUUUUUAAGAAAAUGACAGAUUGUUUCACUAGAUAAGACCUUUAUUCCUCAGCUGGGAUCAUGUAGAGCCCUUUGAAGCUGCAUUGAAACUGCAAUUUGGACCGUUUUCCUUAAAAAACUUAAUUUCUUUCAACUGAAGAAAGGCAUGAACAUCUUGGAUGACAAGGGAAUGAGUAAAUUAUCAGUAAAUAAUCAGGAAAUCAGUAAAUUAUCAUGAACUAAUCCUUUGACCCCUUUCCCCUUUAACCCCUGUGUUACAGUAAAUUUUCUUUACAAUAAAUGUAAACUUCUACAACUUUUUAAUAGUUUCAUUUUUUAAUGAUUUCACUUGAAUGAUCUGCUGAUUGUCUUCUUUAAAAAGAGAUCAAUUGGUAAUAUGGUAAUAGCUGGGUUUAUUCGCCAGUUUGCAUACUGAGAUUUGUUACCGCCAAAAUAACUGCAUUGCAAGUAUUCACAUUGCAUUUGUACUUGCAUAAAAUGUUUGUGGCCUUAAAUCUGUUCAAAUAAGAAAUUAGAUCACUUGCAUUAUCGUCAACAAAGCAGUCAAUGUUUGAUGCAAUGACUUGCACGGCAACUUCAGAUGCUAUAUUUAAGCACUGGUUAUUUGUAGCAAGGUUAUGCAGUAAAAAUCAUGUACGACAUCAUUGCAGCUCUUAAGUUGAAGUUGAGAGAUUCACAGAUCCCCCUGCAGCACCGGCUCCGACAUGAGCACCAACAUCAUUUUCAUGGAAAAGGGGUAAAAGUGUUUUUAAAUGGCAGUCAAUCAGUUUGCUCAAAAUAAUCAUUUGUUCAAAUGAAUCACUAUGAACUAGUGGUUUAUAGCAAAUCACUUACAUUUCUUCACCAAGCAUAUUUUCACAAGUACACUAGCGUUUAAAGAUUGGGGUUGGUAAGAGAUUUUUUCAGUUUUUGAAAGAAAACGUCUUUGUUCUGCUCAACAAGGCUGCAUUUAUUUGAUCAAAAAUACAGUAAAAACUGUAAUAUUGUGAAAUAUUAUUACAAUUUAAAAUAACUGCUUUCUAUCUGAAUAUGUUUUAAAAUGUAAUUUAUUUCUGUGCUGCAAAGCAGAAUUUUCAGCAUCAUUACUCCAGUGUUCAGUGUCACAUGAUCCUUCAGAAAUCAUACUAAUAUUCUUAGUAUUAUCACAGUGUUAAAAAGAGUUGUGCUGCUUCAUAUUUUUGUGAAAGCCAUGAUACAGUUGUAAGUGAAAAAGAACAGCAUUUAUUUGAAAUAGAAGACUUUUGUAACAUUAUAAAUGUCUUUGUUACUUUUGAUCAAUUUAAUGCAUCCUUGUCAAAUAAAAGUAUUAAUUUCUUUCAAAAUAAAAAUCUUGCAGACUCCAAACUUGUGUGGAACGGUAGUGUACAUUGAUAACAGGAAGCUGUAUCAGCCUUUCAGGUGCUGGAAAGAAAAGGGACAACUAUUGUGUAUUUUACUGAGAAAUCUUGCCUGUCUUUGAAAAAACAUAUUGGAUUUUGCUUCGUUUAAGGAAAGUGUUUUAGUAGGAAAUUUGCACCUGUGGAAAGUGUUUGUGUUUUUUUCCAGGAAAGUAUUCCAGUGUGAUUUCUAAUCUAAUCUAAUGUCCUAUGAUUAUAUUUGAUAAUUAUUUCUCAAUGAAUCCCAAUCAUAUUUCCAAAUAGAUUUGGCUUUAUUGCGCUCACACCUCAGAAACAAGGUACAUAUGAGAUUACGAAAUAUAUCAAACUAUCACACUGUUUGAAUGAACAUACAUACAUGCACUUUGAUGAAUAAGUGGCACCAAACACUGGUCUUAUUUGUUACUGUUAUGUUGUUUGUUUGUUUUUUAAUGAUCUUUUUUUGAGUUUAGAAUAAAAGAUUCUUCCGGUUUCCGGUUAUCAUUCAGCUGAGCUUUAUUUGAAGCUUUGAUUCGAGUGUUUUGAUGCUGUUUCUUUCAAUGUUGGGAGGUUCGCUGCUGCUGUCUGUUUUGAGCUGGAGAAGCGCUACAGCUAAUUAGCCGUCAUCUUAUUUGCACUGCAGACAGGUUGCUGUGUUAUGUGGUUUACAUUUGAUGUCAAAAAGGUGAAGAAUUAAAAAAAAAAAAAAAGAAAGAAAGAAAAAGACAACUGUAUUCUCUGCCUUUGCUGGAAAACUGAUUAUCAGCGGUACUAAUGAAUUAUGUUGCCAUGUAUUUUAAAUAAACACAACAGACCAAAA